Striga asiatica is the source of this 1102-nucleotide messenger RNA. Lineage: Eukaryota; Viridiplantae; Streptophyta; Magnoliopsida; Lamiales; Orobanchaceae. The record is from the annotation of a GenBank genome assembly.
CUGCGGAAAAUCGUGCAGUUUUUCAGGAAGUUUCAUGCCGCCUAUGUUGAUGCAGUAACGAACCCGUUUCACAUUCCGGGUAAAAAGAUCAUAUAUAACAUCUUUGCUGAAAGAGUCGGUUCGAUGGACCUUGAUUUGAUUGCUGCUGUAAAAGGACUUGACGAGCUUAGCCCACAACAGCUUACGCAACUCAUCAGGGAUUCUGGAAACAAUAUUGCUGAAGUUGGAUCACACAUACAGGUUGACAUGGAAAAAUUCGCAAGAUAUCUUCCCUUACACCUAAUUGCAGCGAUAAUGGCCUGGGAAAUGGACAUUCAAGUAUUUUGUUUUGUGGAGUUCUUUUGUUACAUUCUAUGUGUGAUCUUGCUUCCCAGAAUUGAGCAGGUUAAUCAGAAGCUACUCUUGUUCAUAAUAUGUGCAUAUACUCUUCUGUUUUGUCCCAUUUCGCCAUCUGUUUUUCCUUACCCUGUUCUUGAUUGUAUGAGAUUUCAUAUCUUUAAUUUUCUCCUGGGUGCAUACAGACAGGGUUAUCAGAAUAUCACCAAUGAUAUGAUUCUCUUGCAUUCAGCCAUAAAAUUGCUAAUGGUUAUUGUCUCUCCUCAAUACCAAGAUGUUGCUCAAGUUUUGUCUGCCUAUUACAAAGAGGUAUGUGGCAAUGGAGGUGCUCUUGUACUGGAUGCUCGAAAUAAGAAAUGCACUUAUGGGGAAAGUAAAUCCUGGAUGAUGGAUCAAGGCUCAAUAACCGAAAAGCGAAACUUUCUCCGUGAGCCAUAUGAAGGGGAACAGUCUCGAGAGACAAGGCAGUUGGGCCACCGUUCACUCAAACUCACCCUUGAGCCCAAUCGAAGACUCCCGGGUCCAGCCCAAGUCAACAUGGAGCGCCAAAAAUGAGCACACGGACGACCCAUUUUCUGCUGAUGUUGCAAGGCCCGGUCCAUAAAUGAACUCAUGCGAUUGUGAGUUUCGGCUGAUUAUGCAACUACAUUGGUACUUGGCCUAAUCAUCAAAGGAAAUAAAUUACAAAUGGGCGGUACUUUUUAAUUUUCGUAAUUUUGUAGCCCGUCUCAUGUUGGUUUAUGAUCUAUGUGCAGAUCNAAAAAAA